This is a messenger RNA of Falco peregrinus (peregrine falcon), 7938 nucleotides long. RefSeq names its product ring finger protein 217 (gene RNF217). Lineage: Eukaryota; Metazoa; Chordata; Aves; Falconiformes; Falconidae. Gene Ontology annotation, biological process: ubiquitin-dependent protein catabolic process; positive regulation of proteasomal ubiquitin-dependent protein catabolic process; protein polyubiquitination. The record is from RefSeq and is a predicted model, not a curated record. Gene Ontology annotation, cellular component: cytoplasm; ubiquitin ligase complex. The coding region runs from base 313 to 1758 and encodes 481 amino acids. Gene Ontology annotation, molecular function: ubiquitin conjugating enzyme binding; zinc ion binding; ubiquitin protein ligase activity. The transcript is spliced from 7 exons.
GGGCGGCUGCGGAGCGCGGCCGGGCGCGCUGCCCCGCGGCACCGGGGGCGGCUGCCCGCGUCCUGCCCGGCCAUGGGGGUCGGGCUCCGGCCGAAACCCCGCGGGCGGCGCUGACCGGAGCGGCACCCGCCGCUCGCUCCCCGCGCCCGCGGCCCCGCAGGCAGGAGGCCGGGCGGCGGCGGCCGGCGCCCGCGGGCGGGUGGCGCGGGGCUUGGCGCGGCGGGCCGCGGCGCGCGGGGCUCGGGACCCGGAAGCAGAAGCGGGGCCGAGAGGCGGCUGGAUGGGAAGGCGCGGCGGCGGCGGCGGGCGGCGAUGGGAGAGCAGCAGAGCUCGCUGAGCGCCCCGCGGGCGGCAGCCGCGCCGCCGAGCCCGGCCGGGGCCCCGCGGGAGCUCGGCCCGGACGAGCCGCCGCCGCCGGAGGCGGCCCCGGGCGGCGGGGCGGCCGGGUCGGAGCGAAGCGAGGAGCCGCCGCCGCCUGCCGCCGGCCGCGAGCGGCGAGGGGCCGAGGAGGCGGAGGCGGCGACCGAGCCGGAGCAGCCGCUGGCCGCAGGAGAGCCGGCGGCCCUGGCGGAAGAGGGGCCGGGGCCAGAGGAGAGCAGCGGCGGCCGCCGCCGCCCCCCCCGGCGGCACGUGUACUGCACCGUCUACUGCGUGGAGAACGACCGGCCGGCGGCAGCCCCCGUCUCCCCCGGCGGCGGCGGCGGCUCGGGCGUGGGACAGCCGCCGGCGCGGCGCGGGGUGGCGGCGGGCGACGACCCGCUGUCGGCGGGCGGCAGCAUCGAGGUGGUGGACGUGUACCUGCUGCCCGAGCCCUUCUCCGGGCUGAUCGCGGGCGAGUUCGGGCCGCUGCUGGUGCUGAGCUGCCGCGUGUGCCUGGAGGAGAAGCCUAUCAAGCCGCUGUCCUGCUGCAAGAAGGCGGUGUGCGACGAGUGCCUCAAGCGGUACCUCAGCUCCCAGGUGCAGCUGGGACAAGCGGAUAUAAAAUGCCCGAUCACAGAGUGCAGUGAACACCUGGAUGAAACAACUAUCCUCUAUAACCUGCCCCAUGACGACAUCAUCAAGUAUAAAUAUUUCCUGGAACUCAGCCGCAUUGACUCCAGCACCAAGCCAUGCCCUCAGUGCAAGCACUUUACAACCUUCCGGAGGAGAGGCCACAUUCCUACCCCUGCCAAAUUGGAGAACAAAUACAAAAUCCAGUGUCCAUCUUGCCAAUUUGUCUGGUGUUUCAAGUGCCACUCUCCCUGGCAUGAAGGCGUUAACUGCAAAGAAUACAAGAAGGGAGACAAGCUGUUGCGUCACUGGGCCAAUGAAAUCGAACAUGGACAGAGGAAUGCCCAGAAGUGUCCAAAAUGCAAGCACUUAUCUCCAGCUACUGACAGUAUAGGAAGUCGAAACCUUGUGAGCACCAUGAUCCACAUCCAGAGAACAGAAGGGUGUGACCACAUGACCUGUUCACAGUGUAACACUAAUUUCUGUUACCGUUGUGGGGAAAGAUACCGCCAGCUCCGGUUCUUCGGAGAUCACACCUCAAACCUCAGUAUCUUUGGAUGCAAAUACCGCUACCUCCCCGAGAGACCACAUUUAAGGAGAUUAGUGCGAGGCUCUGUCUGUGCUGGAAAACUACUCAUUACACCCCUAAUACUGGUUCUGGGACUGGCACUGGGAGCCAUAGCUGUUGUAAUAGGUUUAUUUGUGUUUCCUAUCUAUUGCCUUUGUAAAAAGCAGAGGAAAAGGUCACGGACAGGUAUGCCCUGGUAAGGAUGGACCUUUACUCACGUGGACUGAGCUGGUCCUGCAAGGGCUAUACCCACUUUGUGCAACAGAGCAAUACAGUGCUGGUAACAGCAUCAAAGCCACCGCCCUGGAAGAAAAAUGGGGGAUUGCCUGCCAUCUUCCCUCAGCUGAAAACACUACUGCAGACCAGAAAGCCUCUUUGCUCUGGUGCACUCUGAACAAGAUGGGCCCCCUGACUGCUGCUUUUUAAAUGUUUUGGGGUUUGUUUUUUUUUUAAUUAUUACUUUGGAGGAUUUUUUUUGAGUCUUGAGUUUCAGAACUAGACAAUCAAAGUCUGUAUUGUAGCCACAACUCUACUACCGAUUUGGCCUGUGAAGAAAGCAUUUAACUGCUAACAUGUGCUCCAUUUAACUUCAGUGUUGGCCUUUAAGGGGGAAAUGCUUAGAAGUGUUUGGAGUCUUACUGUGUACUGAGCAUACUACUUUUGGUAUUAAAAACUACUUCUGUAAAUAACUUCCAUCACACAGCAUUCUGUUCAGCAUACCAAAACCCCAUCAUGAGCCAGAGCACGACAGCUGGUUAUCUUCAGAGUCCUCCUGCGAGUGGGCAAGAGCGUAGAUUGCCACUGCCAAACUGUAGUGCCUCAGAGGGAAAUCUUAGUAUUGAAGCUCCAUGACACUUAUAAAUAUACUGAUUGGUUUCACUUCGCUAUUUAAUUUAUGAGUGUAUUAAUAUUGAUUGGGGUGGGGUGUUUGACAGAUUUGUUGGAAGAGUACUGCGUUUUUAAAUUCUCCCAGUACAGAAGAAAUUUAAAGGGUUUAGAUAACAAAAAGUGUCAGUGGCCUGUUCUGUUCCAAGAUACCCCUGAAGUAUAUUUACAGGGAAGCUGGAAACCUGCUCUUCUAUUCUGACUUGGCCUAUAAUACACAUGCUACACUCUAGUUGUGUGAAGAUUGACUUGAUAAAAUUUUUCCAACCUAAAUAGCACAGGUUUUUUUUAAGUAGGCUACAUAAGGCUGAGAGCAUCUACUGAUGUCUCGGGAGGAAAAUCUCUGAAUUUUGGGUAAGGGGAGGGGUCAUGAAUUCUUAGGAGACCAUUUCAUUCUUACUCUCUGCUUCUAGUGUUUCUCUUCCUGCUGCAUUACAGAUCUGAAGAGAAUAGCUAUCCUUGCUCUUUUUUUCCUAACUUCAGAGUACCACUGUUUGCUACCGGACGUCUUUCUCAGCACGUUGCCACAAGAGCAAUGUAAUUCAGCAUUAGGAAUUGGCUACAGCGUGUUUUCAUUUUCAGUUAUAAUCCAAAUUUAUUGUACAAAUAUAAUUUAAAAGAAAAAUAUGAAUAAAACAAAUGUGUAAGUAGAACACUGAAACCAUAAAGGAACUGAAUAAGAGAAAUAUAUAUAUACUUUAAAAAUACAAGCUGAUCUUAAGAAGAUUGGAUUUAUACUGUGAAGGUACUUUUUUUUCAGUGUGUGUGUUUGAAGAUAGAUAGAUAUAUAUAUAUAUGUUUGUAUAUAUAUGAGGAGACGGGAAAGCAGGGAGAUGAGUAAUGUCCUAAAGAGUCUACAGACUUCAAAAUGUCGGCCCCCAGAUAUCAUAGCAUUUGAGAGUAUGUACUUUGCACCGCUUUCUUUGAAAAUUAUUACAUCUGAAUUUAGUUGUAAUUUUUAAGUAAAUAGUAUUCUGCCCCACCAACAUAAUACUGUUGUAAGAUACUCACUUUGACUUCAAGACGACUGAUUUCUUGUGGAAGAAACUGAUGAAUUUUCUUUACCUGGCAACACAGGUGUCAGCUUACCAUAGCUGGCUAGCAUGCUUGUUUUGUGUCAGCUUCUGGGUUUGGGUUUUUGUUGGUUUUUUUUUUCUCUUGUUGAAACUGUGUACAAGCACACCAUAGUAGUCAACAAGUACUUAAUAUUUCCAUUUAAAUUCAAGGGCAUGUUGACCCAGUUGUCCUAAUGGUAGAAAUAGUACCUUUCUACGAUUUGCAAAUUAAGUGGGGAAGCAGUGGCAUGUAGAAGUAAAGUUCAAAGCCUAUUGUCAAUGCAAAUCCACCUGUUAAUUAGAUUUCUUUUUCUGUGACACAGCAGUUUUCUAUUUUGUUCUGUCUGAGGUUGGAAGCUGCCUUAAAAUUGGGCUUGGUUUUGAGUGUGUUUUCUGAGGCUAUACAUAUCAGUUGUCUUUGGCUUACUCAGGGAUUUUUAUUCCUCUCUUUAAAUGUCAAAUAAUGAAGAUAUUUUUGUAUUAUUUAGAAAAACCUUCAGACCUCAGAGAGCGAGAUAUAUAUGGAUAGAUAGAUUUGGGUUUGCAAUGCAGUCUGUAAUAUGGUGUCAAACUAUUCCACUUGAGAAUAUUUUAGUACUUGAGAUUAUCUGUAAUUAACUCUACAGUGGAUUAAUUUCCUUUUUUCUCCUGGUUCUUUAUAAAUGUGUGAGGUAUUCUUACAGUCUUUGUAGUUGUUUUCACUCUGCUGUUUGCCAUUUUCAGUUUCUGAUGGGAGUUCAGUAAGAUGUGGAAUUAAGAUGGUAGAUAAAGAGCAUAAAAGGGAAGAUAAUAUAUCUGCACUUAUUUAUAUUCAGAAAGCAUGUCAUUGUGGGUGGAGGAAAGGAACACAUAGCUCCUACAUUGUCACUUCAUCUAGGCCAUUUUGAUUUUAUCAGAACAGAUUAAAUCAAAGGGAAAUGGUUCUUCGCUUUCUACACUUAGCAAAAAGAGGCAUCUUUGAACUUGUAAAGAUGAGAGACUCUAAUCUUGCUUUCUCUGUUGGAAAAAAAGAAUGACAGUAAUGUUUGGUUUUGUUUUUCUGUAAAACAGGAGAUUUCAGGAGCCAGGCAGAGUAGGGAUAUGGAAGUCUUUUUCCAUCCAUAUAAAAAUAUUCUCCCUUUAAUAGUACAAAAAUACAAUUUUUCAUCAAUAUGCAAUAUAACCAACUGAAAAAUUAAGUAGUUUAGUACCAAACUUAAUUCAAUAAAAUGUUAGCUUUUAAACUACUCCUCUCAUAUCACAGGAAAUCUUACAUCAAAGUCAUGUAAUUUGUUUUACAAGCAGUAAUUUAUCAGUGUGAAAGAAAUGGAAUGAACUUUGUUAAGGAGAUUCAGAGAUGUUUUUACUAUGUAAACGUGUUUUGGGUUUUGUAACUGUACUCUAAAGAAACUGUCAGACUGUCCUACUCCAUCUUUAUUAGCAGAAAACUUCAUGAGGCAGCUGAAUUAACCUGCUAAGGCAGAUUUCACGCUAUUAUAUGCUGAUCAUAGUUGAUCAUCAGGUUUGCUUUCACCAUAUUUAAUAUUUAAGAAUAUUUAUCCUCGUGCAAAGUUGUUACUCACAGAUACCUAUAUUCAGACUAGGAAAUGCUUAAAUCCAUUCUACGCUAGCUGCCUUUUGCAGGCUUGCCUGGAAACAGAUUUGCCCAUGCCCUCGGGCCUCGGGGCAGGCGUGCAGCUGUCGCCCUCCCUGCGGUGCCCUGCUGUGUGUGCCCCAUCCUGCUUCUGCUGGGGAGGGCUGGAUGGAUGGGCCAGUCCGGAGGGGGUGGCUUUUCCUUUCUCUACUUUAUUCACAAAGAGUAUUUUGUUGUGUUUCAUUAAUUGGGUCAAGUUUCAGGGCUGCUCAACCAUGUCAGGGGCAGGAUGAUUCUGAUUGCUGCGGCAUCUCAGAGCAUAGUUAGCUGUAUUUGCAGAGCUUAUCCAGGAGCUGGUGACUGGAGAAUAAUUGUGCUUUUCCUUGUGUCAGUCUGUUAGCCAGGGAGAACAAGAAGCUGAGUAGGAAUAAAAGCAAGAGGCAGAAGUGCAGUUCAGAGUAGCCUUGUGCUGUUGCUGUGACCCAUCAGUUUUAGUUCUGUACAUCGAAGUCUGUUAGUUUUCAGUUCUCCCCACCUGUGUAUAUUUAUAUCUUUUAAAUGUCGAUUAAAAUACAGUGCACUGAGUGAUCUGUUAUCUUUGGGGCAGCGCAGAUGUGUAAGUAAGGGAGGAUUUUGUGUUAGGUUUUGAUGUAACUAAUUCUGACUUCAUAACUCUUAGUGGUAUGUUAGGGAUUUUUUAAUUUAUGUCUAUUUAUUGGUUCGGAAAGUUUGAUCAACAUGAAGUUUCAUUUCAUUAAAAAUAUUAAUUUGCAGGGACUAUUGCCAAUUUAACUAGAAGGCAUUUUGGAUCACCGUCGGGUAUUCUUUUCAGCCAAAGGGCUUUCUGCUCUUCCAAAGACUGCCUUUGCUUGUGUGGUGUUAAGUGGUGUGUAAGAUAGGGCAGUAAUUCUGUCAGAGGAUACAAAUUCGUCAGUGGUGGAAUGGUUUCUCCUGCUAGUUAGAUCUGAGAAGCUGCUUAAUAUUCAGUGGCCAAAUAGUUUGCCAUACAGACUGAGAUUUUUUUUUUUUUAAUUAGUUGUGGUGGUUUGUCUCUUAAGCAACCCUUGCACCGUUCAUAAUUCUUCAUGUGAAAAUUGUGUAGGUCCAAGCUGUGGAUAAGAACCAUGGAUUACUGUUACAAUCUACAUUAGAUCUCUGAUUUUGCUGAUGGAAAGAAUCCUUCCUGAGGAAACUUACUAGAGAGAUAAUUUCUUAGUUUCUUGUAACGUUGCAGCCUUAUAGUUGCGGUGGGUCAGUUUUAUUCCUGAUACCGGUCAUAGCCCCAUCAAAUCAGAGAAGUUGUAUGCAUUUUGAUGCCAGUAUGGAAUUUGGUCACAAAUAUUUAGAUAAAAAUAUCUGGAAGUGUGUUGGUAGCCAUUGGGUAGCAACUUGAAAAUCUGGUUCACUUUGAAGAAGUGCAAAACACUAUGGAGCCAGUCCUCUCACUUGCCCAGUGAAGCUAGUGCUGUUUAGUACAUGCAGGAGAGGGCAGGGAGUAGGGGAGAAUUUCAAAAUGAUGUUUUUAUUAAAGCAAAUUAUCAGGGGAAGGAAUACUAGUUUUUUAAUAUAAUAAAGAGACUUCUUAAUGCUUUGAGUCACUAAUAAAGUUAGAAACAACAUCCAUAGACAGUGUUGACUAAAAUCUCUUAGAAUUCUGCUUUCUUCGUUGUAACAGAUAGUAAGUAGCACAGUGUAAGAUUUGGAAUUACAGCUGUUCAUUAUUUUUCAGGCUUAACACAUAAACUUGAAGAAUAGGGCACACAACAUUUAAAAAGUUAUAUUGCUGAUAUAUUUGAUAGCCUCCUGCUACUGUUACAUGAAAAACGAGCUGAGCCUUGAUUCAGCUGCAAGACUAGCAGUGUUUUCACUUAAGUACUGCUCAAGCUAUAACACAACACCACACUCAAACUUCUGUCUUAAUAAAACUAACAAAUGCAACUUGUUGCAGUUGCAUAGGACUGCAGCUUCCUGGCUGAUUCUUAUUUUUCUGUGCAUAUGGGCUCAGGAUCUAUAUGUUCUCUGUCCACUAAGGAAUGGCGUGCUCUUAUUAGGCAAUUAAUCACUCUUAGCCUGACAGUGAAGUACCAUAAGGUAGGAAAAUGAAAAUUGAUCUUAGAGUGCAUGCUCUGAUUUCAAAGGUAAAAAUGUCUUAUAAGCUUUAAUUACUUACUCCCUAGUAAAAAAAAAAAUACAUUUCUAAGCAUAAUUGCAGCUGUUUAUUUCUAAAUAUAUGGGUUUUUUAAAAAAGUCAUUAUAAUAGCAAUUAGUUUAUUAAAAAAUGCAUAUUGUGCAAAAGAAAAACUUUUGGAGCUUAUUUGGUUUAUCAAAACUUGAAAAAUUAAUCUGAGGUGUUCUGGAUGGAUAAAAGAAGAGGAGAAAUUUAUUGCGUAAAAAUAUUUGAAUUGUUUAUUUUUAGCAUAAAGAUGGAUUUUGCACAUACCUGCUUAAACACAGUUGCAUGCUAACCCCAUUCAGUGUUCACCUUGUUGAAAACUUGUCAGACUAAAACCAGUAUUGUUGAAAUUUUAUACUGCUGUCACUGAGCAUGAUGUUACUAACAGGAUGCCACGUUUACCUCAUUUUUAGAAGGAAAAUCUGCUUACAGAAUCCUAACAAGCUGUUCAGAUAUUUUAAACCUGUCCUGUUAAAGUGCUGAUGCAGUCAAGAAACAUUUUCAUGCGUUAUGCAAGCUCUGGGUAAGCAGAUGGUUUCAGUCUUUAGUCAUGGACUAUCUUUUUGCAUUAAAAAUGUGCUCUUAAGAGUUCUUCAGUCCAAUUUACGGUCUGCUGUUGUAUGUCCAGAAAUUGCAAGGAAAGGGGUAGAUUUACAUUUCACUGUUUACCAUCUCAUAAUAAAAUGUUUACCAU